UGCGUUUGACAGAAGCUGAAAAACAAGCGGUGCAAAACUUUGGGAUUUGCAUUGAUUUAACAUAUUUAACCUGGAGAUAAAAGCCCUUGAGAGGAAUCGUCGUGUUUACAAGAGUGUCCUGGGAUGCUUUGAGGAGUCACACACAGGACUGUAACAUCACAGUGAUCCACACCGAGUAGUUUUAACAGGAGUGUAUCUGGCCACGGUGUACAGGUGAACUCAUGUGUGUUAAACUGGAAUGUUUUAUUUUUCACAUGACGUCCCUGUGUCAUGCUUUUAUACUAAAUGAAAGUGAUAAAAUACAACAUUGUUAUCAUAUAACUACCAGAUGUUUCCAUUUUGUAUUUAUUCAGUUCCCAUUUCUCAGAGAGUAGACUCCUGUACAGUAAAUGGAAUUACUCGAAUUGGCUUACUGGACGUCAGAUACAGACUAGGGCAUGGUGAUGACAAGAACUUGACAAACAGCACAAAUCCUGCCUCUGGCUGCGGUGAUAUUUCUACACAAAACGAAACAAGAAUGUUUGUGAGAGCUCCAAGAAACAGAGCCGUUUUUCCGCGGGACAUCUUUUUAAGAGGACUGGUCGAAGUAUGUUGUAUAUUACUAUUGGUGUUUGUUCCAAAAAUAAGUGCUUGUGACGAAGCAGAAUAUAAUAUGAAUGGACAGUGCUGCCCAAUGUGCCAAGCAGGAAUGCGAGUUUAUCGGCAUUGUACCGCGGACUCCAGCACAUCAUGCAUCCCCUGUAUGGAUUCCACCUUUACUGAGAAACCAAACAGUCUCAGUCCUAAAAUUCUAGGUGAUGCAAAACUUCUGGCCACAGCUGUAGAUGUCUAUAUCAAGCAACUAGAAUGGAAGCUCAGCUUCAGAAUUCGGGGUGAAAGCUCCUUCACACUGACACAAACACAAUAUUUAAUUGCACUGAGACCCACUUGGAAUGACAGCAAACAUCACAAAAAGAUAAGGGAACAGGAAAAACCAGACAAGCAGGAAAUGAAAGACAGUGAAAGAGAUGAUCAAAAAGCGCUUUGUGAAUCAGCUGUCAGGCUGUGCUGUACUGUGAAAAUCAUCUUUAUUACUUUAUGAAAUAUUAUUCUCAAGGCUGCGUAUCACUUCCACUUUCAGAUGCUUUCAUAUCAGGGGCUGCCAGCUCAUCUUCCGCAGGCUAGAGGGACACUCCUGAGUCAGAAAACAACUUUCAGGGGUCAGAUUACAGUAAAAAGAGGUUAUAUUUCAAUUUCUAUCAUAGCACAGUAUCUCAAAACGCUUUACAUGGCCUUUAAAAACAGAAAGAAGUAUGUAAUAUCAAGAAGCAGUACACAUUACAAAAUAAUAAUAAUAAUAAUAAUAAUAAUAAUAAAAAUAAUAAUAAUAAUAAUAAUAAUAAUAAUAAUAAUAAUAAUAAUAAAACAAUUGAAGGCAACAGGGAAUUAAUAAGAAUGAUAAAACACAAAAUUACAAAAAAGCAAGCAAAAUUAAAAUAAAGAAGAACAUAUAUGAUAAUUAAAUGUGAGAAUAAAUCAAUCACAUGGGGAAAUACUUGCAGUUCCAUUAAAAAGGGUACUUCAUGUUUACACUUCUUGAAUUCGUGGGGAUUUUGAAGAUUGCAAUUUUUUUUUUUAAUUCCCUUUCAAUCCUCCUACGCAUAGAUACCUACCUGCACUCCCAGUCCAGCUCAAAUGCCUUUUCCCAGCCAGGGACUUAAUCCCACAAAACACGAGGAAAUCCGCGGACUUUUCAAGCUCUGAUUUAUAGCGCACAUUUUCAGUCAAUAACAUCACAAUUAUGUUGAUUUAAACAGGCAAAAGUUACAUAGAACUAUAUUACAAGUGACUGCCCAGCACAUAUUUUAUUGUAACAUUAUGUCAACUGUAGUCUUUCAGUUAGCACCAUAUAGAAUAAUGUCGAUGCAAAGGUGAUAUUACACGAUUUUUCUUUAGCUGCGGUUUUGAACUUUCGUGCAGUUCCGAUAAAGCACGUGACUGUGUAAAAUCGAAAGAGAAACAGUUCACUGGUUAGAUCUGUCUGUAAUCGGUCUGUAAUCGGUCGUCAAACUAGAAUUGGUCGAUUUGUUUUAUAGUGAUAUAUAAGAUUUUUAAGAUCAAUAUUUUAAUCGUCUUUUUCUAAUUAUUUUUCAUUAUGGUGUCUCGGGAAAAAUAAAAAAAUAACACGACGUUACAAUUCUGACUCCAUUAUGUUUUAUGAAUCUUGUUGUCUGGACUUUGGCAUCAACAAGGAGCAUAACAGCUUCAGCUGCUAAGAAAAUACAUAAACUUUUUGAACCAACGCGCUUUUAUCAGAAUACACUUUUUAUGUGAAUUCCUGUCUGCAGAGAUGUUCGUUUUGAGAGGUUUACUUGGACCCCCUGGCACGAUCAAGCUCACUCUGUGUGAUGACUAGAAACUGCACAAACAGCACAAAUUCAGCCUCUGGCUGCGAUAUUUCUACACAAAAUGAACAAAACAAUGUUUGUGAGAGCUCCACAGAACAGAGCCCUUGUUCCGCGGGACAUCUUUUUAAGAGGAGUGGUCGAAGUAUGUUGUAUAUUACUAUUGGUGUUUGUUCCAAAAAUAAGUGCUUGCGAAGAUGCAGAAUAUAAUAUGAAUGGACAGUGCUGCCCAAUGUGCCAAGCAGGAAUGCGAGUUGAUCGGCAUUGUACCGCGGACUCCAGCACAUCAUGCAUCCCCUGUAGGGAUUCGACCUAUACUGAGAAACCAAACAGCCUAGACCGAUGUCGGGACUGCAGACUAUGUGACUCGGAAAUGGGAUUGACAGUAGUCCGGGAUUGCACAGUUUUCUCAGAUACUAUCUGCACAUGUAUUGAUGGGUUUCACUGUUUGGAUUCAUCAUCCUCUGGAUGCAAAACCUGCCAAAAACACAGAAGCUGUUCUCCAGGACAAUAUAUCAAAAAGAAAGGGUCCAGUAUUGCAGACACAGAAUGUGAGGACUGUCCUGAUAAGACAUAUUCAGAUGGUUCAUUAGAAACAUGUGCACCACAUACUGAUUGUCAAUCUGAGGGACUAGCAAAGCCUGGAACCCGUGCCUCGGAUACUGAGUGCAAACAGCCGUCUGCUUUCACUGCAGUCAUAGCUGGGACCGUUGUUGGAGUUAUUGCACUAAUAGGUGUAAUAGCACUGGUUUACAAACACAUGAACAAGAAUAAAGGUGAUAACAUGGAAACAGAAAAAGGAAAGAGAACAUACACACCUGUGAGUAUGACCAAUGGUACAGACAGUGUAACUGUAAGUGUUGAAAACACACCUGGACAUGGAACUUCAUCCCAGGAAUCAUCUUCUGAUAACACUGUGGGCAGCAUCAUUGCAGAAGACCUACAAGGCAAACUAAUGAGCAGCUCACGAACCCGGAACUCACAAAUAACAUCUACUGCUCAGACACACAGCAACAACAUCAAUGGGGAUACACCGAUGCAUAUAAAGGCCACCGUUCCACCUAAAAAUGCGACUGACUUGACUCAAUAUGCACAAUCAAAAGAUGUAAGAAGAGAUUCUGGAACGAGCAGCCAGACAAGUUUAGGAGCAGUGGAAUGACCACUUGGAUCGCUUUCUCUGUUUUUGUUCUAAAGACAUGUUUCUAAUAGCAACUCAUCUGUGGAUGACCUCCUGCAGCAUUAACACAGUGACCAGCCUGGACUCUACAGGAUGUGGCAUCAUGGACCAGUCAUAUCUUCACAUACAGUCAGGAUGAGAUGAAGCUGUUGAGUUGUGUGUGGAAGUUGUAUCUAGAUAUCAUGGCAGAUGCACUUGACUGGGAGUCAGACAGCAGCAUCACUAGUGACUGAUAAAUAAGUGUAAGGGUAGCGUCACUGCCCAAGCUGUUACCAGCAGGAAGGAGACUCCGAGUCAAGAAGCUGCAGUUUGAAGUGUAAAGCACACAUUUAUUAAACAUAAAAACAGAAAAAUUUAAAAAAGAUUUAACCUCAUCCCUGCCAGUCUUACACUCAUUUACAUAAGCAGGGCUUUUGUCUUGCCACAUUCUGUAAGGACUUGUAUUAAUGGAUUCCAUAUGUUUCAAAAGCUGUUCUGUCUACAUCGAUCAUCCUGAACUAUUAAGCACUCAAGAAAUACUAAAAGAAAUUUAAUGACAUGUUUUGACUGGAAGUCUUUUCAAUGUCUCCAAAGACCAAACGUUUGUCAUUGAAUUUUAAAUUGUGUACCUUAUGAUUCCAAUAAUUAAGAACUGGUUUCUUUAAAAAAAAAAAAAAAAGUUUGUCACAUAUUAAUUAUUGUGUGUUGCCACGUAUUAGUUAAAGGUGUUAUUUUGUUUAAUUUUAUGGAAGUGAAUGUGAUUUUGCAGACUGCUAAAACUGCUCUGUGAAACAAGCCCCAGGGGCUCAUUUAUAUAGUGCUAGAAAAUACCACUGCUUGCUAGCUAGCCACCUAAGUGCUAGCAGUGCUUUGUUAAACUGGCCCCUGACUUCGCUAACAUGGAAUCUGGUUUAAUAACCAAAUAAACUCACUGCUUAUGUCUGUCGGCAAUUGGCUUUUGAAAAUGAGGUCCGGAGAGAAGAUAAGCUGGUGAAUUUGUAAAAUUAUCCUACAGCUUCUUUUGUUUUUCAGGUACAAGGAUUUAUUUUCUUUUAAAUAAUGUUAAGCACUGAUUCACAUACUGGUCAGUCCUCUCAACUCAUCCCCCUUACAGACAGGCAGCCUUUUAAAGAGCUAGCCACGCCCACAUAUUAACAGCAUUAAUUAAACAAACAAUUUACUGCCGUUUCUUUUUAUAACAUAUCUUUAAAGAGUUACAUCUAUAAAACAUCACAUAUAAAGCCUUA
Molecule: messenger RNA, 4787 nt
Organism: Acipenser ruthenus (sterlet)
Lineage: Eukaryota; Metazoa; Chordata; Actinopteri; Acipenseriformes; Acipenseridae
Product: tumor necrosis factor receptor superfamily member 14-like
Exons: 14
Coding region: 2449-3543 (364 amino acids)
Biological process (GO): defense response to Gram-negative bacterium; positive regulation of T cell migration; immune response
Cellular component (GO): membrane; external side of plasma membrane
Molecular function (GO): transmembrane signaling receptor activity; protein binding
Source: RefSeq, a predicted model, not a curated record